AUCAGACAGACGCAUCACCCCAGAGAAGGCUCGGUCUUCAAUCGCUUUCUAUGGACAAAGCGCUGCACGUCCUCUCUCUCUCUCUCUCUCUCUCUCGCAAGAGAGCAGGGCCGAUACGUUCCCUCAAACAAGGCAGGCAGGCGAUUCAAUCUCUCCGACCAGUCCGCCUGUGCGUGACGGCACCCGAUGCAGAUGCCGCUUGAGGGAUCUCGUCAGUGGCACCUUGCUGACCUGACACCACAUCAGCAGACAGGCAGCAAAGCCACCUUAGGUUCUUUCUCUCCUCGGCGCUGUGCUGGUCGUGCGGCCUCACUGCCGAGAGCAGUCUCUGGCGGCUCAUCCUCAGCCUCGUCUUCCGCGUCUUCCACGUCUUCCACUGCACACGUGACACACAUCACACCACACACACAAUAUCGACAGACACUGACUGCAUCUUAUUCAGCAGCCACGAUGGAUGCAUGGGCUGACCAAUCCAAUUCCGAUAUUCACGGUCUGACAGUCGCUGGGACGCUGCAGCAGACCAGACAACAAACAGGGCACAGACAGACAGACAGACACCCAGUCUGUCGAGGCGUGUGGUCGAUUGUGUUGCUACAGCCAGCCCGUGCACAUACUUACGCUUGCGCAGUCUGACAACAAUGGGGUCAUCGUGGAAUUGGCCGCGGUCCCGAUAUUCCUCCAUUCCGCCAGGGAGCUGAAUCUCGAGGUCAUCUACCCCCAGAUCGUCCACCCUCACCCAGCACAUCUUGAGGCUCAUGAGCACCUUCAUCUGCAGGUCACGGAGGUCGAUCGGCGGACCGUGCUCUUCGACGACUGGCGGCUGCAUGAGCAUCUCGACGUCGUGCUUGGGGUCGUCGGGGAAGAGACCGUGCAGCUCGUAGAGUUUCAAAUGGCUUUGCGGCUCACACACACGAGUGUGGGUCGGACUGUAACUGUUGCCCAUUUUCCGAAGCCGCUGCGGCACCGAAGUUGUCGAAGGUAGCAGACCCUGAGAGUCGUGAAUGAGGGAUGCCACGGCGCG
Messenger RNA from Vitrella brassicaformis, 1021 nucleotides. The record is from the annotation of a GenBank genome assembly. Lineage: Eukaryota; Vitrellaceae.